This is a messenger RNA of Gryllus bimaculatus (two-spotted cricket), 1065 nucleotides long. The record is from the annotation of a GenBank genome assembly. NCBI's taxonomy places the organism in Eukaryota, Metazoa, Arthropoda, Insecta, Orthoptera, Gryllidae.
AGUCAUUGUAAUAUCAUAUCUUCCUAUCUUACCAUGUGUGCUGAAAACCGUUCUUCGAAGCCGUUUACUGCUCCAAUUUUGAAGUGGCAAUUGAUUAAUGAGGAAUCUGACGACGAACAUAGCUUUCAAGCAGGACUGAAUCAAAGAAAACAGAAUGAUGACGGAGAUACUCAUCCAAACGAACAUGAUUCUGAUAGCACGUUUUCAAGAGACGAGUUUUCCACUGAUGUUAUACCUGCAUCGUUUUCCAACCUGAAUGUCAACAAAGACCACAUUGAUAUUCCUCAAACUGCCCACAAACCCAAUAAAGAGUUUUUAGAAGAAGUAGAAAGUAUCAGCUCAGACCUUACAGAUUCUCUAAUAAUAAGUCCAAAACCAAAUUCUGCUAAUAAUUCUCAAGAAAAUGAAUUUCAGAAUAAGAAACCUGUAUCACAAGAGAGGUCUAGAUGUUCAGUGAAGAGAAAUCGAUCAAUUUCCCCAAUUUUUUUCCACAAACGAAAGAAAAUAGAUAAAUCACAAGAAUUUAGUUAUGACCAGCCAAUUAAGCAAAACUGUAACAUCUAUGCCAACAUUGAUGCACUUGUUAGAAAACUUAAACACACUGACAAGCUUUCACUGAAAGAUAGAAAACGUGCAACAUCUAAAAUGAGACGUGCUCUAACAGACAUUCGGAAUGAAACAGAAUCAAUGCUACAGGGCAUGACACCUGUGCCAAACAAAAUGCAUAUUAAAAUGCAACUAAUGAGAAGUCAGAAACUAUGUGAUCAUCUGAUUGCCUUGUAUGAAGACUUCCCUAGUAACUCUCAGAAAAUGCUUCUGGAAGAGGUGUGCCAGGUGCGAGAAACUAUUCAAUGUGAGCUGAAAGGUAUUCUAGAAUUGAUGAAUUAUAGUGAAAUAUCAGCCAAACGAUUGAUUCAUAAGGGAAACAAUACAGCAUCAUCUGAGUCAGACACCACUGGAACUUAUCCCAUGUCUUCUGAAUUAACCAAGCAACUACUUACAAAACAAAAGGGACAAGAGAGACAUCAUGGAGAAAAUGAAGAGUAUACACCUCCUGAAGACCAG